AUUCCGCUGUGACGGCUGCAUUAACAGUAUUUGCACUAAGAACUGAUAGGCAAUAAUACGCCUACAUAAAUUACACUAUCAAUGAUGAUCAAACGCUAGCUGACCCUGUAUAAAUAGGCUGCACAUUUGUCACAGAUUCACGCUUAUUAGCAAUAUUUGUAAGAUGUUUUAAAGUAUUUAAACAAACAGAAUGUUUUAGCAGUUAAUAAAAUAGCGUAGGAUCUAAGCUUUAUCUAAUUAUCUAUAUGUAAACACAAUACAGCUUUAAUUCAUAUAAGCUUUAAUUUUUUUCAACGUGUCCCGUUUACAGCGCUACAACUACAUUGCCCAUAAUGCAGUGGUGAGCUGUGAUUGGCUGGCAUCCGAGCCUUGUCAUUUGACGUGAUGUAAAGGCGCGCGCGAAACGUCCGUGAGUGCGCUGAAUAUUUUUUUUUUCUGACUGCAACGCUAACUUUUUUUUUAAGUUUGUUAUUGUUUCCGUUAUCAGAUGUGGAUAUUCCACCGCCACGCUUUUGUAUCCACAGUAAAUACUUUGCGACACUGUUUCCUGCUUGGUUCUCAGUUUCACCGUUUAUCGCUAAAAGCGCAGUUAAGCUAACGCUGGUCUUGAUUUUAGCCGCAUGUCAGCGACGUGUCCCCGUCAACAAAAAACACAAACACUGCGCUUUAGUUGAGGGGGAGCGGGAUGACGGCGCUGCUACAGCAUCCAGGGUAUGAGGAGCAGAGGCUGCAGAGGGUCGCAGAGCAGCUGCCCUGCAGGGAGCUCCAGGCUGGAACGCUGCUGGCUCUGAUGGGAGAGCCGCAGCAGUACAGCUACCCUUCAAUCUUCAUCUACGGCCACCGGGCUUCAGGGAAGAGUCAUGUCAUGGACGUGUUGAUGAGUGAACUUGAGCUCCCCAACGCCACCGUCAGCUGCGUGGAAUGUGUUUCUGUCCCGCUGCUCUUUGAACAAGUGUUGCUGUCCUUCUUCGGCUGUGACGCCGCCUCGCUGCUUCCCCGCAGCCCCUCCCUGUCUGACUUUGUACGCAUCUACAAGCAGCAGUGCUCCCAGUCUCCUGCCAAGGAGACGCGAUACAUUGUGAUGGAAAAAAGUGAGCUUCUCAGGGACACAGAUGCUAAUCUCCUGCCUGCCCUCUUACGUCUUCAGGAACUGGUUGAAGACAACGUCACCGUCAUCCUGCUCAGUGAAAUUGUCUGGGACGUGUUCAGACCAAAUACUGGCUGUUUUGAGCCCCUUCUGCUCAAUUUCCCAGACUACAGUAAAGGUGAGCUGCUGCAGAUCUUGUCCCAGGACAGACACCCUUCAUAUUCAGCUGAGUUUUACUUGUCCUACAUCAACAUCUUAUUGGGUGUCUUCUACUCGGUCUGUCGUGACCUCAGAGAGCUGCGUCACCUGGCGGCCCUAAACUUUUCAAAGUUCUGUGAGCCUUUGACAGAAGGAAAAGCCAAAGAGACAGACACGCACAAGCUGUGGAAGAACAUUGAGCCUCAUUUGAAAAAAGCCAUGCAGACAGUUUACCUUCGAGAGGUUUCCAGUCUCCAGUGGGAACAAAUGCAGCAAAUGGAGGAGAGAGAAAGCGGAGCCGUGAGAGGUUUGUCUGCUCACACUCAUGUCGAGCUGCCGUAUUACUCCAAGUUCCUGCUGAUCGCUGCUUACCUGGCGUCCUACAACCCUGCCCGCACCGACAGACGCUUUUUCCUCAAGCACCAUGGUAAAAUACGAAAAACCAACUUCUUAAAGAAAAAUGAGAAGAUGAGUAACCACCUUUUGGGGCCCAAGCCGUUCCCUCUGGACCGCCUGCUGGCCAUUUUCUACAGCGUGGUGGACAGCAGGGUGGCGCCUACUGCCAGCAUCUUCUCUCAGAUUUCUUCUCUGGUGACCUUACAGCUUUUGACUCUAGUCAGUCACGAUGACCAGCUCGAUGCCCCAAAAUACAAAUGUGCCGUUUCCAUGGACUUCAUCAGUGCCAUUUCCAGGACGGUGAACUUUGAUAUUGUGAAGUAUUUGUACGACUUCCUGUGAGGCAGCUGGAGCUGAUGAAGCGAUGACGCUCGCUGACCAUAAGACAAAUGGGAUUUCAAUCUUAAGGACAAGCUUGUGGGAAAGGAGGAAACCUCUGGCCUCUGUUGGGAAUUAUGAAUAUAAUGCAAUUAUGAUGCUGCCCCCUUGUGUUGGUAAAUGAGAUUUUGUGUGUCUGAAAAUGUGGAAACAUUUUGAAUAAAAUAAAUGUCAUUCAUAAA
Messenger RNA from Betta splendens (Siamese fighting fish), 2241 nucleotides. RefSeq names its product origin recognition complex, subunit 5 (gene orc5). Bases 686 to 2023 code for a protein of 445 amino acids. The record is from RefSeq and is a predicted model, not a curated record. Gene Ontology annotation, cellular component: nuclear origin of replication recognition complex; nucleus. Gene Ontology annotation, molecular function: DNA replication origin binding. Lineage: Eukaryota; Metazoa; Chordata; Actinopteri; Anabantiformes; Osphronemidae. The transcript is spliced from 14 exons. Gene Ontology annotation, biological process: DNA replication initiation; DNA replication.